Messenger RNA from Pyricularia oryzae 70-15, 576 nucleotides. RefSeq lists its product as uncharacterized. Lineage: Eukaryota; Fungi; Ascomycota; Sordariomycetes; Magnaporthales; Pyriculariaceae. The transcript has a single exon. The record is from RefSeq and is a predicted model, not a curated record. Bases 1 to 576 code for a protein of 191 amino acids.
AUGCCGCGCGAAAUCAUCAUCGAGGCCGGCGGGCUGGGGGAGGAGUUCUUCAUCCAGCGGGGCGGGAGCCACCACCGACACCGCCAUGGCCACGGCGGCUGGUACAACGACGGCCCGACCUGGAAGGAGUACGACCGCCUGAAGGAGGCCAACGACGCGCUCGCGCGCGAGAGGGAUUGCCUGAAGGUGGAGCUCAAGAAGGCGCGCGCGGACCUGUCGCACCGUGACGGCGAGAUCUGCCGCCUCAAGGAGGAGAACAACCUGCUCUGCCGCGAGGUCGAGGAGCUCAAGAAGCACCACGGCGGGUGGGACGACCGCUGCCGCGAGUGGAGGAACAAGUGGACGCGCGAGAAGAACGAGAACGAGACGCUGCGCGAGCAGCUCCGCGCCAGGGACGAGAAGCUCGCCAAGUCGGACGCCUACACCGCCCGCCUGCUCGAGCAGAUCGCCCGCCUCAAGGAUGACUUUGAGCACUGGAAGCGCUAUGCCCUGAGGGUCGAGGACGAGAACAAGCACCUCAGGUGUAAGCUCGAGUACUACGAGACGGCGCCCAUUCGAAGGCGUCGCUUCUUCUAA